AAUUGUUCGUUUGCACGCAUCACAGCUCCUGCAUCUCCCAAUUCUUUCAACACUGAAAAUUACGUUAAUCAUCAUGUCUGCCCUAGAAGAAGAGUAUCCCACGCAGGCUGAUCUCAACCAUAGCUCUCGGGAGCAUCGAACAAAGGCCUGGGAACAUCUAUUAGUUGGUAAAACAAUUUUGUUCCCUGAUGUGCCGGUGUACCCUGAUGUGCCGGUAGCAGAAAACAAGUACAGGACAUAUAUUGACUCUUCAAUAUUGCCUGAAAAUUGCCGCGUUAUCGGCGUUGGUUAUUUGGAGCUUCUGGAUUAUGAUACAGAUCGACUUACCAUUGAGGUGGAUGGAAGUGAGGUGGUGAUAGAAGUUUCAUUUCGAUGAAUGUAAUCGUAUCUAUACUGUAGUGAAAAUGGCGGUUUUCAUUUUUAUCUUUAUUAUUGUUGUUAUCCUUGUUCUACUUCUCUUUUCC
This is a messenger RNA of Talaromyces proteolyticus, 464 nucleotides long. RefSeq lists its product as uncharacterized. NCBI's taxonomy places the organism in Eukaryota, Fungi, Ascomycota, Eurotiomycetes, Eurotiales, Trichocomaceae. The coding region runs from base 74 to 376 and encodes 100 amino acids. The transcript has 3 exons. The record is from RefSeq and is a predicted model, not a curated record.